ACACACAGCUGGAGCUAUCGAAUAGAACGAACCAGAAGAGAGAGCUAUACGCUGUUGACCGCGUUGUGUUUUUGAGAAGUCCCCUAGCGAGAGUUGAAGUCUGCUGAUCAAGAACCGGUCUCUGGCACUCUAGUGGCAUUGUGCGGUCCAGAAUGUUCUCCUGGUUAACGAAAGACGAAAGUCGGAGGAAGAAUGGUGACACCUACGACUCCGUGGUAGAAGGUCUGAAGAAGAUAUACAAGGAGAAAAUUCUCCCUUUGGAAUCGUUCUACAAUUUCCACGAUUUCCACUCGCCCAAGCUCGAUGAACCAGAUUUCGAUGCCAAACCGAUGGUGUUGCUCGUCGGUCAAUAUUCGACGGGUAAAACCACAUUCAUCAGAUAUCUCCUCGAACGAGAUUUCCCGGGCAUCCGGAUCGGACCGGAGCCCACCACCGAUCGCUUCAUAGCCGUCAUGCACGGGGACCAGGAGGGAGUCAUCCCUGGUAACGCUCUAGUAGUCGAUCCGAAGAAACAGUUCAAGCCAUUGUCGAAGUUCGGUGGGGCUUUCCUCAAUCGACUUCAGUGUUCCACCGUAGAUUCACCCGUACUCCGGAGCAUGACAAUCGUCGAUACACCCGGAAUUCUGUCCGGAGAGAAACAACGAACAGAUCGAGGCUACGAGUUCACGAAGGUGUUGGAAUGGUUCGCCGAACGAGUCGACCGAAUUAUUCUGUUGUUCGACGCUCAUAAACUCGACAUCUCGGAUGAGUUCAGACGAAGUAUCGAAGCUCUCCGGGGACACGAUGACAAGAUCCGAAUCGCGCUUAACAAAGCUGACAUGGUCGAUGCGCAACAGCUUAUGAGGGUGUAUGGAGCCCUGAUGUGGUCCCUCGGGAAGGUUCUCAACACCCCAGAGGUUGCACGUGUCUAUAUCGGCAGUUUCUGGGACGAGCCCCUUCGCUUCGACAGCAAUCGCAGGCUCUUCGAAGCCGAAGAACAAGAUCUCUUCGCCGAUAUCCAGAGUUUGCCGCGCAACGCAGCCCUCCGCAAGCUGAACGAUCUGAUCAAGCGCGCGCGUCUCGCGAAGGUCCACGCCUACAUUAUCAGUAGUUUGAAAAACGAAAUGCCGUCGGUGUUCAAAAAGGAUUCGAAGAAGAAAGAGCUCAUCAAGAACUUGGGUCAACUCUAUCAGCAAAUCCAGAAGGAGCACGGAAUUUCCAGCGGUGAUUUCCCAGAUGUGAAAGACAUGCAGGAGAAAUUGAUGAACUACGAUUUCACCAAGUUCCACCCUCUGCAAAAACGGCUCUUGGACGAUGUUGACAAGAUGCUAGCUACCGACAUCGCGAAGAUCAUGGCUAUGAUACCGCAGGAGCAGACCGAAAAGAACACCGACAAUCAAGUCAAUGGCGGUCACUUCGAGAAUGCCCAGGGACCGUUCGUUUUCGGCAAAGGAGAAGGAGCCGACGAAGGUUCUCUGCAAAGAGAAUGGGUGGUCGAGAAGGAGAGAGCGAGAUACGAUGAAGUUUUCGAAAGUCUCAAUCCGAUCGACGGCAAGAUCUCCGGCCAGAUGGCAAAGGAUGAGAUGCUGAAGAGCAAGCUACCGAGCGUUGUCCUCGGGAAGGUUUGGAGCUUGAGUGACCUCGACAAGGAUGGUCAGCUGGAUGCCGAUGAGUUUGCCCUGGCCAUGCACCUGAUCAACAUCAGACUCAACGGACACAAACUGCCCGAUGCCCUGCCCGGACAUUUGAUCCCACCAUCGAAACGAGGAUUUUCUGCGUCAUAGGGAACGAUUUUAAGCAAUGGGAAGAAACAGUGUUAACUUAAAAAUUUAUGCCACAAUUAUACACUCGGAGUAUGAUCACAAGGCUUGUUGCCACAAUCACAGCGCUCUGAAGAUCACGCGGAGUCUCGAGGUGGAGGAAAGCUUCCGCGCUACGUGGCCCUCGGAAGCCACCUUUGUCGAGGGAAAAUUCACGACGGUACAUUCUUGUUGGAGAAACAUAUUUUGAUAACAUAUCUUCUUGGACCGUUUCCUCAACCACGACUCUCGGAUGUUUUUGUACAUUUGUAAUGUUGAUCAAGACGAAUAAACAUAUAUGGAUCGUCUCCAGCUGCGAGCA
Galendromus occidentalis (western predatory mite) is the source of this 2100-nucleotide messenger RNA. RefSeq names its product putative achaete scute target 1 (gene Past1). Gene Ontology annotation, biological process: endocytosis; endosomal transport. The coding region runs from base 153 to 1763 and encodes 536 amino acids. Lineage: Eukaryota; Metazoa; Arthropoda; Arachnida; Mesostigmata; Phytoseiidae. Gene Ontology annotation, cellular component: plasma membrane; cytoplasm. The record is from RefSeq and is a predicted model, not a curated record. The transcript is spliced from 9 exons. Gene Ontology annotation, molecular function: protein binding; GTP binding; calcium ion binding.